GCCUUCGCCGCCGCCCGCGUGCUCGCCUUAGCGCCCGGCCAGUCCUAGCCCCCGCCUCUGCCUCCGCCUCGGCCCGCAGAGCUCGCCCCCUCCCCACCCGCAGACACUGUCUGAGUCAAAUAACCGCCCCGAGUAUGCUUCGUUUAUCGCCGUCAUGGGCGCCUCGGCCGCCAUGGUCUGCAGCGCCCCGCGCGCUGCCUAUGGCACGGUCAAGAGCGGCGCCGGCAUCGCGGCCAUGUCCCUUAUGCGGCUGGAGCCGAUCAUGAAGUCCAUCAUCCCAGUGGUCAUGGCUGGCAUCAUUGCCAUCUAUGGCCUGGUGGUGGCAGUCCUCAUCGCCAGCUCCCUGAAUGACGACAUCAGCCUCUACAGGAGCUGCCUCCAGCUAAGCGCCGGCCUGAGCCUGGUCCCGAGCAGCCUGGCAGCCGGCUUUGCCAUCGGUAUUGUGGGGAUCGCGGGUGUACGAGCCACGGUCCAGCAGCCCCGAUUAUUCAUGGGCAUGAUCCUGACCCUCAUCUUCGCCGAGGUGCUCAGCCUCUAUGGUCUCAUCGUCGCCCUCAUCCUCUCCACAAAGUAGCCCCUCUCCGAGCCCACCAGCCACGGAAUACGAUGUAAAGACCAACCCUCCUCAGUCCAAAACGAAGAGCCUGCCGCACACGCACAGGGCCGCGGCCCCCAGUAGUUGAUCUUGUACAGUGUAGUUGAUCGCAGUGUCCUAGUGCCCGUUGUCUGUUGCCCUGGCCUUGCCCCCGCCCGCCCCGUGCCGUGGACAUCUGGGCCCACUCAUCGCCCCUCCAGGCCCCCAGCGCCUCACCCCCUAGAGUGCUCUGUGUAUGCAGGUGAUUUAGAAUUGUCAUUUCUCUUUACUGGAUGCCCGUUUAUGAAGAUCUGGCCUGUUCCCGCGUCUGCGGAGAGGCCCUGGUCUCGCAGCUAUCUAUAACCUUAGCUAGAGUGUGCCUUGUGGGUUCCUGUUGCUGGGACUUCCUGGAUGGAGCCGGCCUCGCCGCCGAGACUUCCUUGGCCCUGCGCGGAGAUCCGUCCAAUAAAGUUCUCGAAU
Molecule: messenger RNA, 1054 nt
Organism: Rhinopithecus roxellana (golden snub-nosed monkey)
Lineage: Eukaryota; Metazoa; Chordata; Mammalia; Primates; Cercopithecidae
Product: V-type proton ATPase 16 kDa proteolipid subunit-like
Exons: 1
Coding region: 155-574 (139 amino acids)
Biological process (GO): proton transmembrane transport
Cellular component (GO): proton-transporting V-type ATPase, V0 domain
Molecular function (GO): proton-transporting ATPase activity, rotational mechanism
Source: RefSeq, a predicted model, not a curated record